CUGAGAGGUGUAGCUGAAUGCGGACCGUGAAGGCAGCAUUAAUGUGUCACAUGACAGGCAGCCUCUCCGACUGAGCAGAGACACAUCAAAUAAUCAUGCCCACCUCGCAGUCUCCCCAGGACGAACAGGAGAAGCUUCUGGAUGAAGCGGUGCAGGCUGUGAAGGUCCAGUCCUUCCAGAUGAAGCGAUGCCUGGACAAGAACAAGCUGAUGGAUGCCCUGAAGCACGCCUCCAACAUGCUGGGGGAGCUCCGGACCUCCAUGCUGUCUCCAAAGAGCUACUAUGAGCUCUACAUGGCUAUCUCUGAUGAACUGCACUACCUGGAAGUGUAUCUGACUGAUGAGUUUGCCAAAGGACGUAAGGUGGCAGAUCUGUAUGAGCUGGUGCAGUACGCAGGCAACAUCAUCCCCAGACUCUACCUGCUCAUCACUGUGGGGGUGGUGUACGUGCGCUCCUUCCCUCAGUCCCGUAAGGACAUCCUGAAGGACCUGGUGGAGAUGUGUCGGGGGGUCCAGCACCCUCUCAGGGGCCUCUUCCUCAGGAACUACCUCCUGCAGUGCACCCGCAACAUCCUGCCAGACGAUGGAGAGCAGCCAGAGGGAACAGAGGAGAUGACUGGUGACAUCAACGACUCCAUCGACUUUGUCCUGCUCAACUUUGCUGAGAUGAACAAGCUGUGGGUGAGGAUGCAGCACCAGGGACACAGCCGAGACCGAGAGAAGAGGGAGAAGGAGCGGCAGGAGCUGAGGAUCCUGGUGGGAACCAACCUGGUGCGCCUCAGCCAGCUGGAGGGGGUCAACGUGGAGAAGUACAAACAGAUUGUUCUCUCAGGAGUGCUGGAGCAGGUGGUGAACUGCAGAGACUCUCUGGCUCAGGAGUAUCUCAUGGAGUGCAUCAUUCAGGUUUUCCCAGACGAGUUCCACCUUCAGACCCUCAACCCCUUCCUGCGCUCCUGUGCUGAUCUCCACCAACACGUCAACGUCAAGAACAUCAUCAUCGCCCUCAUUGACAGACUGGCUCUGUUCGCUCAUCGAGAAGACGGGCCCGGCAUUCCAGCUGAGAUCAAACUGUUCGACAUCUUCUCUCAACAAGUAGCCACCGUCAUUCAAUCUCGCCAGGACAUGCCCUCAGAGGACGUGGUCUCUCUGCAGGUUUCUCUCAUCAACCUGGCCAUGAAGUGCUACCCUGACCGUGUGGACUACGUAGAUAAAGUCCUGGAGAGUACUGUGGAGAUCUUCAACAAGCUCAACCUGGAACACAUAGCGACUAGCAGCGCAGUGUCCAAGGAGCUGACCCGCCUGCUGAAGAUCCCCGUGGACACCUACAACAACGUCCUGACGGUGCUGCAGCUCAAACACUUCCCUCCGCUCUUCGAGUACUUCGACUUCGAGUCACGCAAGAGCAUGAGCUGCUACGUGCUGAGCAACACGCUGGACUACAACACCACCAUCCUGGCCCAGGAGCAGGUGGACGCCAUCCUGUCCCUGGUAUCCACACUGAUCCAGGACCAGCCGGACCAACCCGCUGAUGACCCUGACCCAGAGGACUUUGCUGAGGAGCAAAGCCUUGUGGGACGUUUCAUCCACCUGCUCCACUCUGAGGAUCCGGAUCAACAGUACCUGAUCCUGAACACAGCCCGGAAACACUUUGGUGCGGGGGGGAACCUGCGGAUCCGCUACACACUGCCCCCCCUGGUGUUCGCUGCCUACCAGCUGGCCUUCAGAUACAAGGAGAACUCUUCAUCGGAUGACAAGUGGGAGAAGAAGUGUCAGAAGAUCUUCUCGUUCGCCCAUCAGACCAUCAGUGCUCUUAUCAAGGCGGAGCUGGCCGAGCUGCCUCUGCGCCUCUUCCUGCAGGGGGCGCUGGCCGCAGGGGAGAUCGGCUUUGAGAACCACGAGACUGUAGCUUAUGAGUUCAUGUCCCAGGCCUUCUCUCUGUACGAGGAUGAGAUCAGUGACUCCAAAGCGCAGCUGGCAGCCAUCACGCUGAUCAUCGGGACCUUUGAGCGGAUGCGGUGUUUCAGCGAGGAGAACCACGAGCCUCUGAGGACUCAGUGUGCGCUCGCUGCCUCCAAACUGCUGAAGAAGCCCGACCAGUGCCGGGCCGUCAGCAUCUGCGCUCACCUCUUCUGGUCCGGACGCAGCACCGAGAAGAACGGGGAGGAGAUCCGCGACGGUAAGCGUGUGAUGGAGUGCCUAAAGAAAGCCCUGAAGAUUGCCAACCAGUGUAUGGACCCCUCGCUGCAGGUCCAGCUCUUCAUUGAAAUCCUCAACAGAUACGUCUGCUUCUAUGAGCGGGAAAACGAUGCGGUCACUGUCCAGGUAUUAAACCAGCUCAUCCAGAAGAUCAGGGAAGAUCUCCCUAACAUGGAGGCCAGCGAGGAGACGGAGCAGAUCAACAAACACUUCCAAAACACACUGGAGCACCUGCGACUGCAGAGGGAGUCCCCUGAGGCCGAGGGGCCCGCCUAUGAGGGCCUGGUGCUUUAAAACUAGAUGUUUAACUAUAUUAUGAAUACACUCACAAGAACACAUUCAAUCCCAUCAUGUAGGAUGGGAAUAACAAUAAAUGUCAAGAAGAGCUAAAAGAACUCAUUCCUUCAUUUUAUAAUUAUUAUAAUUAUUGUUAAUUUUCUGCAUAAUUCCCUCCUCACUGUCCCUCACUAUAGGACGUGUUUCUGCAGCAGGCUGGAGAUGUUACAUUUGAAGAAGCAAGCUUCAGUGUGUCCUUUCUAAAGUCCUGCUCCAUUGUUCUGUCUCUAACCCGUAUCAUUUCAUGUCAGUAGUAGACUUACUUGCUGCUCUAGGUGUUUCCACUGAGUCAUCACUUGUUCACAUCUUCCCAUAUUGAGAAGUGAAUGUAUUAGCGUGAGUGUAUUAUGGCUACAGAAUCUAGCAGUGGUUUUACAGCUGUGUUGCAUACAAGCUAGUUCCCCCCUUGGCCCUACAGGAUAGGCACUAACUGUUGAUGUUAGAACAGAACGUCUCUACAUCUUGCCAGCCUAUUCAGUUCAGAGUUGUGUGGCAUGAUCCUCAAUCCUUCUGUACGAAAUUACAAAUGACCUCAAAAAUCGAGUUAUUUGCAGGUGGAGAAAUAGUAGUAUUUUUCGAAAGAGUCUAUCCUCAUACUAAAGCAGUGCUUCUUUUUAACAACAUCAGAUGUAUCUCUCCAUCUCUCUAUAAACUCCAUAAUGUAUUUUAUUUCCGGACUCCUCCCCAAUGGAUUGAGAGCUGCAGCAUGUGUGUGCAUGCUUCAGUGAGCUUGUACAGGCUUGGUUUUUAGUUUGCUGUACAUGAAUACAACAAACAAUAAUGUCUGACUGUUCUAUCAUUUAGUUUUUCAAUGAGAUCCUGUUGCUCAGUGACGCUUGUCUCAGACAAAUCUGUUGUGGGGGGUGCAGGGUUCCUCAGGUCUGUGUGCUAGUUGACAAGUUGCCAUGGUGAGAUCAUGAUGAUGUACAUGUUUGCUGCAGCAUUCCACAUUGUCUGCUGAUUCCUCUUUCUUAGCUAUUAUUGAUUUGUUCUCUCCCCUUUUUAAAUCUGUGUGUAAACCCACAUGUAAAUCAGAUGAAUAAAAAAGCAGAUGAAAUAGCAAUUGUCAUUGUCAUUUGCUGAAAUAAAAUUGAAAUUAACAAUA
Trematomus bernacchii (emerald rockcod) is the source of this 3636-nucleotide messenger RNA. RefSeq names its product VPS35 retromer complex component (gene vps35). The record is from RefSeq and is a predicted model, not a curated record. The transcript is spliced from 17 exons. Gene Ontology annotation, cellular component: retromer complex; late endosome; retromer, cargo-selective complex. Lineage: Eukaryota; Metazoa; Chordata; Actinopteri; Perciformes; Nototheniidae. Gene Ontology annotation, biological process: intracellular protein transport; retrograde transport, endosome to Golgi. The coding region runs from base 96 to 2489 and encodes 797 amino acids.